GUAUCCGGCUGUGAGUGAUCAGCCCGUGGGGAGGAGCUGUUUCUCGACACACGACGACCACGGUGAGCAGCGUUGGUGAGCAGUGUCAAUGAGGCUGGUCGGCUAAUGGCCCAGGGGCGACGGAGACAGUAAGGUCCUCGUCUGUUCGCCUUCCUCCAAGUCUUCGGCGGCCACCUCUGACCCCCUUUUCUAACGCCACGACGCGGCGGCGGCGGCGGCAGCAGCAGCAGCGACGCCAGCGAGGCCGAAAUUAAGGACUCACUAUGUCUGAUGGGGACUAUGAUUACCUCAUCAAAUUCCUAGCCCUCGGUGACUCUGGUGUGGGAAAAACAAGCUUCCUCUACCAGUACACAGAUGGCAAGUUUAACUCCAAGUUCAUCACUACAGUCGGGAUAGACUUCAGAGAAAAAAGAGUGAUCUACAAAUCAGCGGGUCCGGAUGGAUCUUCAGGUAGAGGACAGAAGAUCCACAUGCAGCUGUGGGACACUGCAGGACAGGAGAGGUUUCGCAGUUUGACAACUGCGUUCUUCAGAGAUGCAAUGGGUUUCCUCCUCCUGUUUGACCUCACAAAUGAGCAAAGUUUCCUCAACGUCAGAAACUGGAUGAGUCAGUUACAGAUUCAUGCAUAUUGCGAAAAUCCAGACAUCGUUCUGUGUGGCAACAAAUGUGACCUGGCAGAUCAGAGAGCAGUCAGUGAAGAUGAGGCCAGUGAACUGGCAGAGAAGUAUGGAAUCCCCUACUUUGAGACAAGUGCUGCGAACGGGCUGAACGUGAGCCCGGCUGUGGACGUCCUGCUGGACCUUAUCAUGAAGAGGAUGGAGCGAUGCGUUGACAAAUCCUGGAUCCCUGACGGAACCGUCCGAGCUAAUGGACCCACCAACCCAAACAUCUCAGAGAGCUCGGACAGGAGCAAAUGUGCAUGUUAAAAUGAUGAGGAGUCAUUUUAGUUACAUAUGUGUGUCGAUCAUACUGCUGAAAAAAAAUAGGAAGACAGCCAAGUUCAAUGUUUCACAAAGUGGGAGUUUAUAUAUAUUGUUUCUGUGUUAGGUAAAACAUUAAUUUGUGUCCAUUGCCCCAAAAACUGUGCAUACUUUGACUGACAUGCUGUAUUAUUUGUCAGUACAGAGUUAAGUGCCUUUUGCAUACGGACAUUUUCAUUAGGAUUAAUAUCAAGAGUCUUUUGAUUGUGAGUAGGGGAUAUUUAUUUCUUAUGAUGCCUAGCUUAAAUGUCAGUUGUCCCUCAUCAGUUGAAUAUGCUGAUCCCAUUUUCAGGUAUAAACUUUGUGCUCCAUGUUGCAGCAAAGUGGGCUGCCCUGCCAGAUGUGCUAUAAAUAUAGUGUUAAUAUUUUCUGUAAGGUUAGCGUAGAUUCACACCUAGUCAUUCGAGAGAAAGUCACCUUAAUUGGUCUUUCUACAGUCAGACAAACAUUGGCUGUGAUUGUACUUUUAGGAAAUUGUAUGUAACCACUUAUGUAUGUACUACUGAUGCUCCACUGACUGUAAAGCUAAAUACUGCAAUCUCACCUGUGCCACAGUCAGAAAAAAUGUAGCUCACAUUGGCCAUCCAGCAGAAGCUAUAUGGACGCUCUACACACUAUUUUUUUUUCUAAAUUAAUACUUGUGCUUGUUUGCCUGCAAAAAAUGAAUUAUGUAAUAUAUUUAAACUAAGUCACCUGCACUUCAUUACGUACGGCGACAGGCUUGGCCAAGAAUUCUAAAAAUGAAGGUUCGGUAGUUUGAUAAGAGGAAUAUAUAUGUCCUGAAAAGUGACACUGAAAACUGAGCAGUAAACCAGGGACCCAGGUAAUUAAGGUAAUUCAUCCUGCUGUAUAAAAUACCCAUUCAGCAAAUAAACACAAUAUAGACUUUCAAAUUCUCCAAAUAUAUUUUAAAGUAAGAAAUGUAUAUGCAAAAUCUUACUCCAGCUUUUGUGCGUAUUUUGACUGUUUUGAACAUAAUGUGUUUAUAGAUUUAGAUCUACCUUUUAAACUAAAAUAUCAGUUUUGGGGACAGUUCAGUCACUCACAGCUUUUGAACAAAUUACAGUUCCUUCUGCCGUCUAAUUAAAUACAUACAAAGUCAAACAAGUAUUGUUCCUAAUGACAAAACUUUAGGUGAAGUUCCAUCGUUAACCUUGUAGUAGUUUAAUGACUCUCUCCUCUGCAGCUCCCAGAGUCAAACUUUGUGAACAUUAAGUAACACCAGCUUCAGUGAGGCUGAUCUUCCCUGGAUCCAGUCCCCUGCAUUUCCAAUUUUUAAUCAUCAUUCACAUGUAACAGUACCUACAGUUUUGAAUUCUUUAUUUUUUAAAGUAAUUUCCUUAGUUGAGAUCCUAGAUACCGACACCUUACACCUGGGCCUUGCAGUUAUUCCAGGAGUUACCACUGUGAGGGUGGGCCGCCUCGCUUGAUGUCAUGAAAAAAAAUUAAUAAUACACUUUUAGAGAAAUAAAACUUUAACCUUCAGGGAAAAUGAGCUGAUGUGCUAGUGCACGCAGGAAAUGCAUCAUAUUUAAGGAGUGUGGCUACUGUUUAUUGCGUCAUAUACUCACUAAAUGAAUUGUAUUCCAGAUACAUUUGAGCUCUGGCUAAACAAAUUCCCAAUAGAAACUGUUUACCCAGUUGCAAGAUGCAAAAAAAAAAAAAAGAGUAAAAAGAGGCAUUAGGUGCAAGAAAGAUGCUCCAUUGUUGAAUAUUGGAUGGAAAGUAUUUGUUUCAGGUAUUAAUGUGAGCAUGUCAUCUAGGCAAUAUACAGUACAAUUAGCCUGUUCAAUCUUUUGAUCUUGAUUUCAAUAGAUUUUGUUUUGGCAAGUUUUAUAAGUAAUGCAA
This is a messenger RNA of Xiphias gladius (swordfish), 2828 nucleotides long. RefSeq names its product RAB27A, member RAS oncogene family (gene rab27a). Gene Ontology annotation, biological process: melanosome transport; positive regulation of exocytosis. The coding region runs from base 264 to 926 and encodes 220 amino acids. The record is from RefSeq and is a predicted model, not a curated record. Lineage: Eukaryota; Metazoa; Chordata; Actinopteri; Istiophoriformes; Xiphiidae. Gene Ontology annotation, cellular component: secretory granule; melanosome. The transcript has 6 exons. Gene Ontology annotation, molecular function: GTP binding; GTPase activity.